CGUCCGCCGUCGUACCUUUUUGUAUAUCUGUAAUCAACAAUUACAAAUGGCUGAAUAAAAGUUGCGUUAUUGAAUUUUUAAGAGUUUAAUUUCAAUAUAAAAUUAAAGUGUUAUGUAUUUAACCCUUCUUGUAAUUAAUGGAAUGAAAACAGAAGACCAAAUGUCCAUUUUAUUAUCAUAAAACAUUUAAUGCUAACCUCAAAAUUCAAACAAAAUGGAGCUUCCGCAACCACCGCAGGAUCAAGAUCUGCGCAAUAUAAUAGACAAACUUGCGCAGUUUGUCGCAAGAAAUGGCCCGGAAUUCGAGAAGAUGACCAAGACAAAGCAAAAAAACAACCCCAAGUUCAGUUUUCUCUACGGCGGGGAAUACUUCAACUAUUACCAGUAUAAAGUGACGACAGAGCAAGCAAUUCUAAAGCAAUCGGCCGGUGGCCAGGCGGCACCCGCUCCCGCCGGGGCUUAUAUGGCACAGAACAGGCAAUAUGUAAUGCCCCAACAGGCCAGCGCGACGCCAGCGCAGUUGGGGCUGGUGGCGUCGAUGGCAGCGGCUCCUGCGCUGCAGCAGUGGCUGGCAGCAAACUCCGCACCACCCACUACGCAGCACUCUGUCGACAUCGACAACAUCGUUGCUCAGAUCAACAUGCUUAAGGAACAAAUAACUCAGUCUGAAAACAAUCUCAAUGCCCAGCAUACGGUGUUGAUACAACAACAGCAAGCUAAAAUCAAUGAGCUGGUGAGCAAGGCUCAAGUGGAGACCAUACAAAUAAUGGCAGAAGAAAAUAACAUUAGUCUCUCGGAGCUCGACAACAUCUUGCAACCAAUCAUCGAUACUUGUACUAAAGAUAGUAUUUCUACAGGAAAAGGCUGGAUUUUGCAACAUGCUACAACACAUGAUGCGGGCAAGGUGAUAUCGCAGCAUCUUCUUAGAAAAGUCACCCAACCUGGAGCAGCAUUCACUCAAAAGCUGCACAUCAUUUAUCUCGUCAACGAUGUUCUCCACCACUGUGCACGCAAAAACGCAGAAGAUCUCAAGAAAAAUUUGGAAAGUGUGGUGGUUCCAAUGUUUUGCAAUGCCAGUAUAGCUGUCACAGAAGAGCAGGAGGGCAAGUUGAACAAGCUGCUGCGUCUCUGGGAAUCUAAGUCAAAUUAUUUCGACUCUACUGUUAUAGAGAAAAUGAAGAGUCCUACAAGCUCAUACCAGGAAUAUCAAAACAAUUUGAUCGCCCAACACUCGAAUGCCAUUGCACACUUAACACAACAAACAAAAGCUACAUGCGAAAACUAUCAAACACAGCAUCAAGCAUUUGUGGCUCACACAAUGCAACAAAUACAACAAAUGGAAAUGCAGAAACAUGCAAUUGAAUUACAAAACAGUCAUGAUCAUAACAAAGAAACCCAACAACAGAAUAAUAUUCAAAAUCCUUUCCAAACUAAUAAUUUCGGUGAUCAAGGAUAUCAACAAAUGGGAAGCUAUGAUCAGAACUUUAACUCAGGUCAUCAACAAUAUGGCAGUGAAAGUGGUGACAAUUAUGCCUCAAACAAUAGUAUAAGUGGUAAUGAAAAUAGUUAUGACAGUCAGACAUUUGAGCAAAUAACAAGUCAAAAGAAACAAGACAUUAUAGAGGAGCCAGAUUUAUCAAAUCUACCCAAUGUGAAUUUUUCUCAACCACCGCCAGGCUUUAAACCAGUAGAAAGUUCACCAAUAUUAGCAUUCCAGAAUGGUCUUCCGGAUCUCAGCAAGCCUCCUCCUGGAUUUCCACCAUUCCCUGAAAUUAACAAUGAGGAACUAAUGCCUUCAGUUCCUUAUUUUGAGUUACCAGCUGGUUUAAUGGUACCUCUAAUUAUGUUGGAGGACGACAAGUACAAACCAUUAGAUCCCGCAAAAAUUCGCCUUCCGCCCCCAGCGCCUCCUAAUGAAAGAUUACUAGCUGCUGUAGACGCUUUUUAUGCUUCACCAAAUCAUGAGAGGCCUAGAGACAAUGAAGGGUGGGAGAAAUUAGGACUUUAUGAAUAUUACAAAGCGAAAAAUUCAGCUCGAAAAAAUAAAGAGGAUGCAAUCGCUCAAGGCUUAAGGCAAAAGUCGAAGUCUCCCAGCCCCGUCCCCAAAGACUUACAAAAACAACCAACUCCACCAGGAAGGAGAUACAGGUCAUUAAGUAGGACACCAGAGAGAUCAUCGCCAAAAAAGUCUCGAUCGCGUUCGCCUUCACCGCGCCGAAAAACUUCAUGGAGGCGAGAUAGAGACAGGGAGAGUCGUCGAAGGUCACGUUCUCGGUCUCGCUCGCGGUCCCGCAGUCGCUCUCGGGAACGCGAACGUCAUCGGGAAUCGCCGCGCGCGCGACGUGUCGAGCGCUCCCGGUCACCCACUCCGCCUAGCUUCCUAGGAGCGGCAUUUCCCAGCACGUCAAGCGGGUUGGACUCGAGCAACAAAGGGCACCAGCUGCUGCAGAAAAUGGGCUGGAGCCAAGGCGGACUGGGCGCAGCCGGACAAGGCAUCGCGGAGCCCAUCAGUGGCGGUGCUGUGCGGGAUAGACAGGACCAAUACAAAGGUGUUGGCGUUAAUUUAAAUGACCCUUAUGAAAACUUCAGAAAGAACAAAGGUGCAGCAUUUAUUACAAGAAUGAAAGAGAGAGCGUUAGAGCGUUCAUCGUGAUCGCCAUGAAUGUCACUUAGAUGUAAAUGUGUAUAAUUGCGAUUGUGUGGAUGAGAUUGAUUUAUUUUAUCUAAAUCAUCUUAAAUAAAGUUAUAUGAAUUUAA
Messenger RNA from Nymphalis io (European peacock), 2757 nucleotides. RefSeq names its product calcium homeostasis endoplasmic reticulum protein (gene scaf6). Lineage: Eukaryota; Metazoa; Arthropoda; Insecta; Lepidoptera; Nymphalidae. Bases 215 to 2653 code for a protein of 812 amino acids. The record is from RefSeq and is a predicted model, not a curated record. The transcript has 14 exons. Gene Ontology annotation, molecular function: RNA binding. Gene Ontology annotation, biological process: intracellular calcium ion homeostasis; RNA processing. Gene Ontology annotation, cellular component: perinuclear region of cytoplasm.